AUGAGCAUAAAGCAGAAGCUUACUGGAGAUCAACUGAAAGAGUCUUCAUUGAAGCCAUUGUCUGUUCUUGAAGGUAUCUACGGCCCUUUUUAUCUCGACAAUGGUUCCAAAUCGGGGAAAUCUUACGCGAAGAAGACAGGUCUUUUCAAAUAUUCCAAGUAUUUCGAGAAGGAGCUCAGGAUCUUGCUUCGCUUCCACAAAAAUCCCUUCAUUGUCCGAUCAUCUAGCCAUCAUGUUCACUUCGAGACCAACGAAAAAGGCGAAAGUUUGUGUUCCAUCUACAUGGAGUUUGCUUCCUUAGGCAAUCUCAACAAGAUGAUCUCUGAUGCCGGAGGAGCAUUGCCUGAGGCUAUUGUCAUGCGCGCCACUCGCAUGAUCCUUCAAGGGCUCAAGGCUCUUCACUCGGAAGGUUACGUCCACUGCGACCUCAAGCCGACCAAUGUACUUUUCUUCCCUUCCACCACUCCCGGACAGCCAUGGGAUCUCAAGCUUACUGGUUUUGGCUUAUCCAAAGAGCCUACUAUGGACUCUAGGCUCUAUUAUCCUGGAACCCUCCAGUACAUGCCGCGUGAAGCCACUGAAUCAUUCAGGUUUGUUGAGGAUGACCUAUUGACCGGACCCGCACGUGAUACAUGGGCUCUAGGGCGUACGGUUCUUGAAAUGUUUGGGGCCACUCCUAUUAUUGAGAGGGGAAAUUCUUACAAGUGGAGGCUAUACGGAGAUAUCUCUCCGGUGGCCACAGACUUUCUGAGGCGGUGCUUGACGAUGAGGCCGGGAGAUAGGGCCACCGUGGAUGAGCUCUUGGACCAUCCUUUUGUUGCUGAAAAGCUUCCAUUCUAUCUUUGUUUCUUAAGGUUGCCUUCUUUGGUAAGGAAGAUAGCCAAGGAACUAUUGUAUGGAAAACAUGAAGAACUUACUCCAAUACCUGACGGCUUGGACUGGUGA
Messenger RNA from Arabis nemorensis, 945 nucleotides. The record is from the annotation of a GenBank genome assembly. NCBI's taxonomy places the organism in Eukaryota, Viridiplantae, Streptophyta, Magnoliopsida, Brassicales, Brassicaceae.